Messenger RNA from Papilio machaon (common yellow swallowtail), 1284 nucleotides. RefSeq names its product mortality factor 4-like protein 1 (gene MRG15). The record is from RefSeq and is a predicted model, not a curated record. Gene Ontology annotation, cellular component: nucleus; NuA4 histone acetyltransferase complex. Gene Ontology annotation, biological process: chromatin organization; regulation of DNA-templated transcription. The transcript has 6 exons. The coding region runs from base 142 to 1146 and encodes 334 amino acids. NCBI's taxonomy places the organism in Eukaryota, Metazoa, Arthropoda, Insecta, Lepidoptera, Papilionidae.
GUACGCGGAGUGCAUUAUUGUCAAUCCAAUUGUCAAUUUAGCUUCUGAAUUUAAAAAUUAUUGAGGUAAAGAUUUGAGAUAUAGCUUAUUGUUUUGGUUGCGGUAUACACUGGAAAGGAAUCUCAAGAAAUUUAUUAAAAAAUGGCACCUAAGUUGAAGUUCGCAGAGGGGGAAAAGGUGUUAUGUUUUCACGGUCCUCUUAUUUACGAGGCAAAAUGUCUCAAAAGUUCCGUGACGAAAGACAAACAUGUUCGUUAUUUAAUUCAUUACGCGGGCUGGAACAAAAAUUGGGAUGAAUGGGUUCCAGAGAGUCGAGUUCUAAAAUACAAUGAAGCCAAUGUUCAGAGACAGAAGGAAGUGCAAAAAGCUCACUCAGUACAGCCUGUUAAAAGCAAAAAAACUACUGCCAAAGGUCGUAAGUCAGAGACUGCGGCCAGUACAACACCAGCGAGAGAAGAAUCCAGAGCUUCAACUCCAGCUGGAAAAGAAACAGAGACUACUCCCGCACCUGCAAAAGCUACGAAAACACAGAGCAAAGACACCGCUGUUGACUCCGGAUCUGAUCAACCUAAGAAAAAACGUGGACGUCUCGAUCUAUCUAUCGAGUCGGAAGAACAGUACCUUGCAAAAGUGGAAGUUAAGAUCAAAAUACCUGAAGAAUUAAAAGUAUGGCUCGUAGAUGACUGGGAUGUGAUAACUAGACAACAAAAAUUAGCCAUUCUACCUGCAAAAUUGACCGUUAAACAAAUAUUAGACAACUAUUUAGCUUUUAAAAAAUCCAGUAAAUCUCACAAUACUGCCAAACAUUCAGUAUUAUUAGAAAUAACUGAAGGUAUAAAAGAAUAUUUUAAUGCAACACUCGGUUCACAAUUGCUAUAUAAAUUUGAACGACCACAAUAUAGUGAAAUUUUACAAGAAUAUCCCGAUACUCCGAUGUCACAAAUUUAUGGUUCAAUACAUUUAUUGAGACUGUUUGUCAAAAUGGGACCAAUGUUAGCGUAUACAGCAACCGAUGAGAAGUCUUUGCAAUUAGUUUUAAGUCAUAUACACGAGUUAUUGAAAUAUAUGGUAACUAAUCGGUCGACUCUAUUCAAUUUGCAAGACUAUGGUAAUGCUACUCCGGAAUAUCAUAGAAAAGUUCAGUGACUAUUUGGGAAAAUGUUUUAAUUUUAUUAAUAUAUUGAUUAACGGCUUAAAUUACGUCAAUUUUAAUUUGUUUAAAAUAUAAAUACUGUUCGCCAGCAAAUUUGAGCAGUUCAGUUCAGUUUUCAGCGCAGAAUUAAG